AUGAAGCUUCACGGAAACUACUCCGCUUUCCACUCUUUUGGCAAGAAACCCUCAGAAGAGGCGAAAUCUACCAAUGGGACUGCAGCAGCAGAUGCUGGAGGGGAUGCGGCAGCAGGAACAGCCGCAGCCGAGGGAACAGCACAAGGGACAGCAGCAGCAGCGGCAGAGCCAGCAGCUUUGAGUAUUACAACAGAGGAUUUCAAGAUGAUUCACCUGCCUAGAGAGAACGGAAUCACAGAGCUACCAGAGUUGGGCGAGGAAGCAGCCAUUCGGUUCAUCACUCAGCGCGACGUGUUCCGAUUCACGUUCGUGCGCAACCCCCUCACGCGCGCCACGUCAGCGUUCCUCGACAAGUUUGUGCAUGCGCGGAACUUCACCAAUGAGGGGGAUGCGCGGCUGUACUGGGCGGACGCCAUGUUUGGGAAGACCAAGCAGCUCAAGAAGAUGCUAAAAUCGCAUCCUAGGGGUGAAUUCUCGUUUGCGGAGUUUCUGGUUCUUGUGGAGGAGGCUCUUAAGGGGGAUGCUGAUAAGAUCGAGAAUCACAUUGACAAGCAGGUCGACCUCUGUGCGUUGGAUAGCGUGCAUUACGACUUUGUAGGUCGCUUUGAGAACAUGACCGCUGACGUGGCAGCAGUGAUGCGUCAGCUCAACACGUCAGAUCUCGGAAUAUUCCAGAAGGGAAAGUCCCUCCAGCUCACAGGCGCAGACCAGCGCUCCGCCCAGUUGUACGAUAAGGAUUCGCUGGAGCGGGCGCGUCGGAUCUACAGCGACGAUAUGAGCAUUCCGUUCAACGCCAUUCGCUACGACAUUCCCGAGGCGCUCAAGCAGGUGGCUACGCCAUUCGCUACUCAGGAAAACGACACGCAAACACCCUCAAUCACAACCUCUAGAAAACUCCGAGUUACCGAACCUCCUUUUUCGAGGUCGUCAGGCGGUUCGGUCCAAAAUGACGCGCCAACAGACACAGCCUCUAAAUGCCGUCGAGACACCACCGACGCUCCGGUUUCGACGCGAUACGAGACUCAUACCUCAGCAACAUGGCACCUUUGA
Closterium sp. Yama58-4 is the source of this 1050-nucleotide messenger RNA. The record is from the annotation of a GenBank genome assembly. NCBI's taxonomy places the organism in Eukaryota, Viridiplantae, Streptophyta, Zygnematophyceae, Desmidiales, Closteriaceae.